AUGUCGCCUCGUCGGCGACUGAAGCAACCCACAGGCAGAGCCCCCAGUCCUAAGAUUCCGGACCCUUUAGACGACGGCGCCUGCUUCCACGAAGAGAUGAGCACUGGUUCUGAGCACGAAGUCGACGAGCCCAUGAGCACGGAGUCUGUCCACGAGGAGACGGGAGCUGGAAAUCCCGGAGCACUAGACACCGAAUCUAAUUUGCAGCAUCCGCGACGCAGGGAAAAACCGUGUCUAUCGAAUAUGCCUCUCGAAAUCAGGCUUGCGAUAUAUAAAUACAUUCUCGUGACGAACUGCCCUAUUCGAGUUCAUUCGGGCUGGAGAUUUGUUUUUAAAAGACAGUCUCUGGGAAUCCCGACAGGGAUCUUGCGCACAUGUUCGCAAAUAUAUAAGGAAGCGAUCGGCGUGUUGUACGGCGGCAACAAGUUUCUGUACGUGCUGCGAGAUCACGUCGCAAGGGUCACCGACGUUGACCGACUGGCGCAAAUCGACGACCCCGACGCACCGUUCCCAAUCAACGGGGACAUAGAUGAGGACUACGACGUAGAAGAUGAAAACGAUCCCGACUGGCGGGAGGAGACCAGUGGCCAAAAUGGACUGCCGAGACGAAGUUCGAGGCGUCGAGGCGCCAGAACAGUACAGAGAGACAUCAAUAUUGAUAAGUAUUCCUGCCUCUUUCAGAAUAUAAUUGUUGAAGCGGAACAAAACCGCUCCUUCGAAAGGUCCAAGAAGCUCAUGGCGAAUGCACUGAACCUCUUCAAAUACGACGACCGAGCCAACCGCCACCGCGUUUUUAACAUACAUACUUUGACAGUUAGGGUGACGCCAAAGUGGGAGCCUCCAAAGGAAGACAACGGCAGCGGACACUACACCUUUGUAGACUUUUUCAACAGAGGGUCGCCCGUUAUGGAGGCAGUUUGGCGCAUUCAUUGCCAGUUUCUACUUGUGGACGUUAUGGGUUGCAGCGGAGACGGGGGUAUUUAUCUCGGACGCCAGUUCAAAAUAGACAUGAGGCAUUUGCGACUAGAUAAUGAGGCGAAGCGCACGAAUAUAGAUGCAUGGAGGAACGACAAGGUAAUUCAGAGACAACGGAUGGCAUUUGCGCGCAGGACGUUCAAGGCAUUGGCCACACUGGACAGGCACGUUGCUGCGACUUGUGAAGAGCAUCUGGAGCAAACCUUGCCUGGGGAUGACUGGGAUGAAUGGGCUGGUGUGGUAUGA
Molecule: messenger RNA, 1221 nt
Organism: Metarhizium brunneum ARSEF 3297
Lineage: Eukaryota; Fungi; Ascomycota; Sordariomycetes; Hypocreales; Clavicipitaceae
Source: RefSeq, a predicted model, not a curated record